GUCUGAUGAUCCUCUGAGCAGCGUAGGGUAUUUAUCCUUUUUGGCCCCCCUCGAGUGUCCCUGCCUUCCCUCAUGGACUUCCCAUCUCUCUCACAAAGCUCAACUUAGAAGAGAAACGCAUUAUGGCGGAACAAUAUUCAUCGGGUUUUCGAUAUACCAUCGAGCGAACGUAUCCGUUUCGAUGGUUCACACCGCUUGUCACAGUUUGCGGUGCAGCGGCAGUUGUUCUAUUCACUUUCGUCAACAUUGCUGCGGACGGAUAUGUGCAAAACGUCAUUUACACGACAAACCCAAAUUCCACGCUGGAAGAGGAACACUGGUACCUGAACGCACCAUGGUCAUGGAUUAGUACUGCCCGAUCAUCAUGCCAGUCUCCAGGAGUUGCCAUAGGCAAUCCCUACUACACAUCGAAUCAACAAUCGGGCAGCUACACCGUUACCAUGAUGAACACGACUUUAGGCCCAGACGACGAGGCUGUCUAUCCAGGUCUGAAUUCCAAGACUCUUGGAACCACGGUCUACUUGAACAAUACACUUCAUGACUGUCAGAUGGGGGACCUCAUGGUUAUCUUCACAUCUCAACAACAACCAAGCUCCGCCAGGCUACAAAUUCAGUCUGGACCAAUAUACUGCAAAUUUGACGCUGGUAUUCCCGUAAACAUUACCAUCGAGCAGUCUUUCAGUGGGAUCGAGUUCUUGUUUCAGCAACGGUCCAGCUUGAGUCAGUGGGCUGUCUAUGACUUCAUGCAGUCGAGCUUCAACGCGCUCAUGACUGAAAUCCACGGCUUGAACAGCACCAUUGAAUACACUGGAACCACACUAGGCCUGAAGAAAGCCGAAAAUGCAGACAUUACCGCAGACGACUUCUUCUCGACAACGAUAAUCAGCCCCGGGCAGAGCGGAAGCCUUGUAUCACCAUCAAACAGCAGCCAAGACGGCGAGCCAUUCCCCUUGGCUGAAGGCGACCCGGGAAGCAUAGCAAGACUGCUCGACGUCUUUGCAAAGUCAUACUACUCCGCGGUCAUGUGGGACCUCAACUUCAACCGAGAAACGAACGCAUUCGCGUCUGGCGCCACAUUGGACUACCUCGUAAACACCAUCGCAGACGCGACCGGGAAUGACACGGUGACGCCGAGUCCCAUCCUCGGCUCGCCUGACCUGGUCGGCAACCACGCAAGAUUUGAGAUGCAGUAUAUCUGCUCGGUGCCCCAGAAGAAGGAUACGGGAUCCCUGAUCAUAUCAGUCGUCGUCUCGAACAUUGUCCUGCUGUGCGUGUUCUGGAACAUCUUCAACUGGGUGGCACUGCGGUAUCUCCGGACCCGCGACCCGAACUGGGACAUGUGCCGGGGUUGCAUCCUCCGCAGCGAGGCAGAUCGGACCACUGCCCGGGCCAUGGUCAUGGACCUGGAAAAGGACCCCCUCUGCGAGAAUGAUGAGGGUGUGCAAGUGGCCCCACCAUAUGAGAGCCAACAGGAUCUACGAAGGGAUCCACAGAUUUGGAAGAAGCCUAGAUCCUGGUCGGUGGCGAUCCCUGCCAAAAGCUCCCAGAGCUCUUUGCGGACUUUCAUAUUUAAGGAGGAAGGGCAUGUCCGCAAAAACAGCGAUGACAUUUCGGGCUGGGAUGAGAAGUUCCCAGCGGUUCCGAGGCGAUGAGGAUUAAGCAUUUCCAUGUAUAACUCUGAGUUGCGGCGCACUACCUAGGUAGUAUGCUACCUGCUGGCUCCAUGGGCUGCUGGCCAGCCAUAGAUAUAGAUACCCGGUGGAGACACUCAACUUGAUGUGCAAAGUGUCUCUUUACCAAAACCAAAUUCUCGGAAUGAGAUGAUCCCACGCCCCCCACGGUAUUUUCCUCA
This is a messenger RNA of Diaporthe batatas, 1852 nucleotides long. RefSeq lists its product as uncharacterized. The record is from RefSeq and is a predicted model, not a curated record. The transcript has 4 exons. The coding region runs from base 123 to 1652 and encodes 509 amino acids. Lineage: Eukaryota; Fungi; Ascomycota; Sordariomycetes; Diaporthales; Diaporthaceae.